Molecule: messenger RNA, 4827 nt
Organism: Tetrahymena thermophila SB210
Lineage: Eukaryota; Ciliophora; Oligohymenophorea; Hymenostomatida; Tetrahymenidae
Product: two component regulator propeller family protein
Exons: 6
Source: RefSeq, a predicted model, not a curated record
AUGAGAGUGAAUUUCAUAUUUAUUUAAUUCAUUUUAACCUAUGUCUUUGGAUAAAACCAGCAAGUAGGAUUUGUUUAUAAUUCAAUUCCAUACAAAUCUUUUGAUGUUCAUAGCAUUAAUGGAACUUCAAGUAGGAUAAAGGUAUCUUAAUAAACUGGAAUAGCUAUUGUUGCUUUAGGUAAGGCUGGAAUCAUGAUAAUUGACAAUAAAUUUAAUACACAUAUUCAUUAAUCUCCUGAUAAAAGCUAUAUUUAAUGCGUUUAAAUAUCAAAAAAUGGCUAGUAUAUCUUUCUAGGAAUGGUUGGGCAAGUAGGCAUCUUCUAAUUAGACUAAAUUGACUUUAGUAUUAAGAUAAUUAAUACAAUUAAUGUAUAAAAUAUGACCAUAGUAGACAUUUAAUUUAAUUUAGAAGAAGAAAUCAUGUUUGUUGUUGGUUAUUUAGGCGUUUUAAAAUGGUACGACUCGAGGAACAUAACAAAUCUUAUAUAGCUUGGAAUUAUAGAUUAUUCUUAAGAUUAAAUUCUCUUUGAUCGAGGAGCGAUGCCUCCUGAUGAUCGAUUUUUUUAUAUUGCUGCUGACUUCGAAGGAUUGAUUGUCUUCAGGAUAGAUAAGUCUCUGCAAAAUAAUCAGCUCUAAGUCAAUUUAACUAAGAUUUUAACUAAACUAGCAGCCACAAGCUUUACAGAAUUAGUAGUUACAAGCAAAAACAAUUAUGUCUUCGCUAUUGAUAGAUGGAAUGGCAUUUUUAUUAUAUAUGAUUUGAGUUAGCUCAUUCUAGAUGGUGAUGAUGUAGAAAAUCAAAACAACUAAUUAAUUAAAAUGGUGCCUGCUAAUCUAGGAAGCACGUUAGGAUACACUUCUUCUAUAGGUUUGAGUUUAGAUGACCAGUUCUUAUAUGUAGGAGCGAGAUCAUUGGGAAUAUUAAUAUAUAAUAUCUAAGAUCCUUUGAAUCCACAAUUCUUUUAGCAGCUUUAAUUAACUGGAUAAUCUUUUUCUAUAGCAUUAUCUCCGAAAUAAAAUGUGAUUUCUAACACAACAUUUGAUAAUCAAUUUAUUUACUAUUCUAAUUCUUUAUCAGUGGCUAUUUAUGAAAAAUAGAAACCUUCCCUUUUUAACAAUAUUCCAAAUUUAUUCAAUGCUUAACAAUCACAAUUUUUUAUUGAAGGAACUGCAGUUUCUAAAUGGAGAUGCGCUAUUUCUUCAAAUAAUAAAUACUUCUUAGGAGGCUUAGAUGCAGAUGGACUUUCAAUUUUUGAAAUAAAAGUCAAUUCAUACACAAAAUCAACUCCAUCGACCAUGCAGAUCAAAUAUUAAUUUUCUGAUACAUAAUAAUAAAUUUUAAGGACUAAUUAAUUGAGAGUAUUUGGGCCAGAUGAAUCAAUACCUUUAGGAUUCUAUGUUGAUAAUAUUUAUUUCUCUAAGGAUGGUUAAUAUAUUUACUUUGCUGCAUAAUAAUCUACUAUAAAUGUAAUAGCCUAUAAGUUUAAAGUUAUAAUAUCUCCUGAUGGAGAAUAUUCUUUUGAAUAUGUUAAAGGACUACACUACGAUUAGGUCUACUAUUGUGAAGAGAUGAAUUUCAGUGAAGAUGAGUAGCAUGCUGUAAUGUCCUUUGAUGUUGGAAUAGUUUUGGUAGAUAUGAUUAAAUUUGAGGUAAUUUCUAUGUACACUAAUUAAGGCAUUAUUGGAACUUGUUGUGGAGCAGUUUUAUCACAUGAUAAGAAACAUGCGCUUGCAGUUGUCAGAAAUGUUGGACUUUUUAUUUAUGACACCUCUGAUAUGGCUAAUCCUAAAAUGGUAAAUUAAUGGAGGACGAAUGGCGGUGAAACAUUAUUGCGUUCUUAAGUAAAUUAAAUAAUUUACUUUUUGGAUGGAUUUAAUGGUAUGAUUUUGCUAGAUUCAACUAAGUUACCUGAAAUAGUAGUUAUUGGUAGUUAUAUUUCCUCUGGCUGGACAAAUUUUAUUUCUUUUACAAAUGAUGAAAGAUAUGGAAUAAUUUCUACAAUGGACUCGGGUACUUUAACCUUGAUAGAUCUAACAGAUAAAUCUAACCUAAGAGUAAUUAUGAAAUCUAUCAUAUCAUCUUAAAAUUCUAUCGCAACAUGCAUAGAUAAAACAGGGCUCUCAUUCUUAUUUUCUAUGAAUUAGCAUUAAUUCCGUCUUUAUAAUUUAUAAAGCUAAGUACAAAUUCAUGUUGAGAGAUAAGUGUAAUCUAUUUCAACAUUAGAAUAUACUUCUAUUUCAGAUAUUGAACCAUUUUAAGUUGGAUUGCAAUAUCUAGUUAGAUUUGUUGUUCUUUACAGAUAGCCUAACUAAGUUAUUAGCUAGAUUUAUUACUAUUAAAAUUUAGUUCUUUAAAGUUUACCUUCUUGGAUGACUGUUGAUAGAUCAGAUUAAAGUAAUUCCAAUUUGUAGGCUUUGCUCUAGUUAAAUAUUCCUAAAGAAUGCUUAGAUUCUAAUGAAGGAAAUAAGAGUUUUUUAACUAUAGUGAUUUAAUCGUGCUUUUAAUUAGAUGCUAACUCUUUUAUUUUUGAAACAACAGAAUUAAUAACUACUCAAAGUGAAAGCACAUCUAUUUUUAAUUACUUAAAAUAAGCAGGUUAUAUUGAUGGAAUGGAUUGUGCUACUAACUUUUUUGACUCUACCAUUAAAAAAUAUAUAGAUCUAACUUUAGUAUUUGCUACAAAAAGUGAAAUAAAAUUUUUGAAACUCAAAUCGGAUAUUGUCACUCAAAAAACACUAUAAGAUCAAAUGAAUAAGUAAGGAACAGACUUAACAAUUGAAGAGUCUUUUAUGAUUUAAUUUGAUAUUGCUUCAUUUAUUGAUCCAGAUUAAAUUCCUCUAUCUUAUUAAUUCUAAUAGUAAAUAAGUGGUUAAUUUGUGCCUAUAUCUUCAGAUUCAUUUAUCAAAUGUGAUAAUGUCAACCUUCGCUUAGUAGGUACAAAUAAAUUAAAAAAGUCUAUUUUGAAUCUUGAAAGUGUAAAGAGUGAAAAAAUAAUAAAUGUUUAGCAAAAUAUUUAAAUUGAAGAAAAAUAUAAAUAAGUAGAAGGAGAUUUAUGCAAAGUAGCUUAAUAGAAAGAAUAAUCAGAAACGCCAUAAAAUAAUAGUAAUAUUUUAAAUAAAAAUAGACAAUUUGUAAUUAAUAAUUCAGUAAAUUAAGAUGAAUCAAUUAGCUACAGUAAGAAGUAAAUAAAUGAAACAGCCUAAUCUUAAUUUAGCUCACAGUUUAUUUAAAAGGAAAAAUAAAGUAAAUAAAACGGCAAAAUGCAAAAAUAGUCAAAAUUAAAAAAGAUGUUUAAGGAUAAGUAUGACAGAAGAUUUAGUAUUUAAUUAUAAGAGAUUGAACAGAAAAAACAAACAACAGAGCAAGUUUCAUAAAGUGGCAAUUUUAGAAAUGCAGAGAAUAAAAACAAUCUAUUAAAUAAAUAUACAAUUUAAGCAGAAGAUGGCACAUUCUAAAUGAGCAAUUUAUUUAAUCAAAUGGUUGAAUAAAAAUUAAUAAUUUAGUAUGAAUUAUUGGACUAUAAAAUAGAAGAUUACACUUUAGAUUUAGAAAACGAAGACUCAAGAUUUUAUUAAUGUCUAAAAGCAAAUGUUUUAAGAUACUUAUUGGAUAAUGAAAAGAAAACUCUCAGACUUUACUAAUUUCUUAAAAAAUAUUCUUUAGAAACUUGUAACUACCUAUAAAAUGACUGGUAUAAAUAAUAUGUCCAAAUUACAGCCACAAAUGACUUAGAUCAAUAUGGUGUUCAUGUACCCUUUUCAAAAACUACAUUAAUAGAAGAUGAGAUUUUUAAAGUUGUAAAAGACCUUGAAAUUAUUCCUAAAAACUUAGAUCUAGAGAACUAUAAGCUUAGCUAUCUCUAAUCAAUUGAUAUCAAUCCUUACUUGCUUAAGGAGGUUUUGUUUGCUGAUGCUCUUGGAUUAAAUUUCAUAAGCUCAAAAUCAAUCAUAAAAUGCUGUGGAGAGUCUAUUCAUUUGGAGAAAAACUAAGUUGUUUCAGUGGAGGCAUUUGAGAAAAUAUAAGAUGGUGUUUGUCUAUGCUUAAGGAAACUAUUUAAUUUAUAAUACAAAACUCUUCCAAUAUCUAAGUACAUUUCUCUACCUAGUUGGAUGUCUUAUGAAUUUAAAAAUGGUGUUAUAAUUUUGGAGGGCAUUCCUACAAAAUCUGAUGUUAAUAACUUUUUAAUUAGAGUUUACAACUAAACACGAUUUGUAUCCUACUAAUUUCAUUUGAAUGUAGUUGGAGACUCUAAGCCUAGAGAUGAUAUAGAAGUUCCUUAAUUAGAAAAUUAAAUAAAAGAAAGUAAUUUUAUUAAAGAAAGUGAUGCCAGAAAACAAAUGUAAUGUUAAUAAGAAAAUAUGGAAUAAAUUUAACUAGGAAAUAAUAUCAUAAAUAACUCUAAAAAAAGUUAACUUUAAAUGCCUUUAAGAAAAUAAUAAAAUAUUGUUGAUCUCUUUUCCAUUAAAAAUUCACCAAACUAAACAUAAAAUUUAUUAAAAAACGAAUAAGAAGAAAAUGUAGAUGAAAUAGAAGAAAAAGCUUACACGGGAAUAAGAUCGAUGACUGAGUAUGAUUAAGAAUUAACAUCUCCUCCUAUUUUUCCUCUAGGUCUAGGUAUUAUGCCAAACACUCCUUUAUCAAGUUUUAAAUUAAAUGCAUAAAUACCCAAUUUUUAAUUAUAAGAGUAAUUUGAUAAGUAAAAGGAUUUUGAAAGAGUUGAUUUAUAAUCUAAAUUUUAAUAUGAAAAAUAAUUAAACAAGGAGCUUUAUGAUUAUAAAGAUCAACAAAAAAUAAAUAAAUAAAAAUCAAAUUAAAAUUAGAAUUGA